AUGCGUGGGUGGCACGGAUCGCUCGAUAUUAGAACAUCUCAUAUUAUCCAUAACGAACUGUUUAGUGGGGGGGUUCGGUCAAACAGAAGACACUAUUUGACUAGCACCAUCUCUGUGUGUUUAUUUGCUGUCGCUUCCUGCACCAUAGAAGUGCAGGUAGGCACUCAGGGUCUUGACACCUUCCAAAUAGUUGGCAACGUCGAUCUUCUCAUUGAUCGAGUGAGCACCGUCGUCACCCUUACCCAUUGGCAGAAGCAGGACAUUGGUCUUGAGUUGUUCUUCGAACGUCAAGGUGAUUGGAAUAGAACCACCUUCUCUGGUGAGAUCUGGCUCAACGUUCCACACGAGCUUGGUGGCUUUGCUAGCGGCAGUGAAUGCUUCAUUGAAUGGAUCACUAACCCAGUAGUUUCCAUCGUGGAUGAGUUCGACGUUGAGCUGGUUUGGAGACUUGAGCUCGGCGAAUUUCUCCUUCACGAACUUGAACACAUACUCGUCCAAUUUACGUGGGUCCAUGUCUGGAACAGUUCUGAUAGAGAAUUUACCAACAACCUUAGCUGGAAUGACGGUCUUAGCUCCUCCACCAGAGAACGCACCCUCAAUUCCGUGCAAGGAAAGAGAAGGGUAUCUCCAUCUGUGCAUCAAAAUGUUCUUCUUGUCCUGGUAAAUGGCAGUCUUGGAGCCCGAAGCAAGAUUCAAUUCGUCAACGUCGAAUUCGAUCUUCUCAUCGGUCAUUGGCUCGUGGAUAACACCUCCAAAGAUACCGGAGUGGAGGUCGGCGCCAGGUCCACUGACACUGACCUGGUAGUAGCUGCAUCCACGCAGACCGUAUGUGAGCACUGGCUUUUUGGUUCCAAGCCAGUAGUUGUCAGAGAUACAAACGGUGUCGACGCCCUUGAAGUACUUGUCUGCCUCCUGGGCAACCAAUUCGUCAAGACCCAAAGAUCCGCUUUCCUCCAUACCUUCAAAACAACAAACAAGGUUGACAGGAAGCUCAAUUCCGGACUUGUUGUGCGCCUCGAUUGCGUUCAACCAACCGAUCACAGGACCUUUGUCGUCGGUGGAACCACGGCCGUAAAGUUUGCCGUCCUUCUCAACGAGCUUGAAUGGGUCUGUAUUCCAGCCGUCCUCAAGUAA
This is a messenger RNA of Ogataea philodendri, 1134 nucleotides long. RefSeq lists its product as uncharacterized. The record is from RefSeq and is a predicted model, not a curated record. The transcript has 2 exons. Bases 1 to 1134 code for a protein of 377 amino acids. NCBI's taxonomy places the organism in Eukaryota, Fungi, Ascomycota, Pichiomycetes, Pichiales, Pichiaceae.